Messenger RNA from Fundulus heteroclitus (mummichog), 4308 nucleotides. Its product is annotated as cohesin subunit SA-2. Gene Ontology annotation, cellular component: cohesin complex; nucleus; chromatin. The record is from RefSeq and is a predicted model, not a curated record. Gene Ontology annotation, molecular function: chromatin binding. Lineage: Eukaryota; Metazoa; Chordata; Actinopteri; Cyprinodontiformes; Fundulidae. The coding region runs from base 189 to 3725 and encodes 1178 amino acids. The transcript has 32 exons. Gene Ontology annotation, biological process: sister chromatid cohesion.
CUUGACUGUGAGAGGUGGGAGGCGACGACGGAAGAAAUGAGGGGAAACCUUUGAAUUGUUUCGCUCUGACAGGCUGCAGACUAAAAACCGAAGCCGCAGUGCAAACCCAUGAAGCUAUGUCAUGGAGCAUGCCGUCAGAGCUCUCUUCUUACACCACGAUGGGUCCAGCAUGAAGAUCUAAGGAGGAAAUGAUACCAGAAGCUUCUGCUGCAGUUGCAUCCAGGUCUUCAGAGAAAAAGGCAAAGUCUCAGGUUGGGGCGACUUCCUCUGGAGCUGCCAGUCACUCUGAGGAUGAGUCGGGGAACGAGAACAGACAGAAGAGUGUGAGACGAAGAAAAAGAGCCUGCAGUGUCUCGGAGAAUGUCAAGCGCAAAAGAGCCGGAGCGAGUGGCGGCGGUGUUAGAAGGGCGCAGGGCAAACAUGCCAAGGAGAAGCAGGUGGAAGCCGUCACCUUGUUUGAGGUGAUCACCAUGGGCAAGAGUGCCGUCCAGGCAGUGAUAGAUGACUGGAUAGAGGCGUACGUGGCAGACAGAGACUCCUCCCUACUUGACUUGAUCAGCUUCUUUAUCCAGUGCUGUGGAUGCAAAGGGGUGGUCACAGCAGAGAUGUGCCAGAGUAAAGAGGACAAGAAUGUGAAGAGUAAGAUGGUCGAGGAGCUGGAUGAGGCUGCUGGUCUGCAGUAUAAGCGAUUCCUCGCUUUUCCAUGGAUCCUGACGGUCACCUGGCCCAUGGACGCAGAUAGCGCCGAGUAUCCUCUCGUUCAGUCCGGACCGUCCGGUCGCUGGUUUCACACGGAGUUCUGUGACUUUGUGUCGGUGCUGGUGGCUCAGUGUCAGCACAGCAUCCUUUUUGACAGCUACCUGAUGAACGGCCUCAUCUCGCUUCUCACCGAGCUGUCCAACUCAUUUGUGAGGGCGUUCAGACACACAUGUACGCUUGCAGCGGUGAAGUUGCUGAGCUCCCUGUUGGGCGUGGCUCUGAGCCUGAGCGUCGGCAUUGAAAACAGUCAGAAGCUGUACGACGUGCAGAGGACAAAGACAGUGAGACAGAAAAGCACUCAGCAACUGGACCGAAUACAGAAGAAGAUCUCUGAGUUGCAGGAAAAGAGAGUGGAGGUAGAGAGCAUGAUGGACAUCAUCUUCAAAGGAGUUUUUCUCAAAAGAUAUCGGGACAUGCUGCCGGAGAUUCGCUCAGUCUGUAUGGAGGAGUUGGGCUUGUGGAUGAAGCUCUAUAGUUCUGAAUUUCUCAAUGACAGUUACCUCAAAUACAUUGGCUGGAUGAUGCAUGAUAAGGUACCGGAUGUGCGUCUGAAGUGUGUGUUAGCUCUGCAGGGUCUGUUCGGCGAUCCUGUCCUCCUCCCUAAACUAGAUCUGUUCAUCAGUCGCUUCAAGAAACGGCUGCUCUCCAUGGUGCUGGAUAAGGACAACGAGGUGGCGGUACAGACCAUGAAACUAUUGGUGCUAAUCUCCAGAGCUACAGACGAUGUGCUCACUGCUGAGGACUACAAGCAGCUCCUUCAGGUUGUUUUCUCUUCUCAUCGCCCUCUCGCAGCCACUGCAGGGGAGCUGCUCUACUCAAGGAUUCUCUGUGCUGUAACCCCUACCUCUGAUAAUCGGGAUGAAACGAAUGAAGAGGAGGAGCAGAGACAACAGAUGUUCGUCAGACUUAAAGCUUUACUGCAGUUUUAUCAGGAGUCUGAGCUCCACGAACAUGUUGUUUACCUGGUGGACAGCCUUUGGGACUGUGGUGGAUCUCUGCUGAAAGACUGGCCCACACUCACAGCAGCUCUGCUGCAGAACAGCCCAGGUUUUACUGCGGCAGAACAAGCAGUGAUUGUGGAGAUCCUAGUCGCGUCGGUACGUCAGGCUGCAGAAGGGCCAGCUCUGGUGGGGAGGAGCGGGGCCAAGAAGGUCAUGAGCACCAGGGAAAAGAAAAUUCAAGCUGACGACUGUCUGAACCUCACUGAGCAUCUGUUUUCAGUGCUCCCCAAGUUACUCUCCAAGUUUUCAUGUAGCAGUGAUACCGUUGCUUCCCUGAUGCGGAUUCCUCAGUACUUCCACCCAGAUAGUCAAGAGGCUAAAAACGCGCAGUUAGUUUCGAGCCUGAUGACAGAGAUGGCAGCUGUUUUGGACCUUCACUCGAGCCCUGCUGUUCUGGAAGCAGCGGCUCGGACUUACCUCAGCCUGUGUGGCGACGGGGCAGCCUGGGCCUCUGCAGCCAGAGCGUCGCGGGACUCUCUGGUCCAGCGCUGGGUGGACCAGCUGACUGGGCUGCUGGGGGAGUCUCUCAAGGGAGGCUGUUUUUCUGCUGAGGAAGAGCAGACGAGACAAAUUGUGACGACACUGAAGAAACUCAGAGCUUUCCACAACUGUCACGACCUCGGUCGAUUAAGCGUGUUUGACCUGCUGUCUCCUCUCCUGACCGAGGACGGCAGCAGGGGAGGAGCACCACCUGAGGUGCUGGAGGAGGCGCUGCAGUGCAUGUCAUUCGCCACGCUGUGGUCCCUCAGUACGAGCGGCGAAACUCUGACUUGCAGGGAGAAGGCUGUGGCCCAGAGGCUGCAGCUGCGUCUCUUCUGUGAGAGGAGCCACCGGUGUCUCUCCCACUGCGACCACGGCGUGAGGAAUCAGGCCUUCCUCGGCGUGUGCGAUGUGCUGAUAGCUCAUUCGUACCAGCUGCAGGUGUGGGAUCCCACCUGCUUUGGGCCACUGCUCUACACGCCCAGUCCCAGACUGCAGAGGGCGCUGCUCACCUUCGUGUGCAUGCACGUGUUUGUCGUCCCAGACUGUGACAGCCAGAGUAGAGUCAGUGAGAGCUCAGAAGUGGAGAGGCUGGAGGAGCUUCACAGGAGAAGAAGCGUGCUGGCGGCUUUCUGCAAGCUGAUCGUACACGGAGUGCUGGAGAUGAGCGUGGCAGCGGAGCUCUACCCGUUCUACGUCAAGCAUUACAGCGACUUCGGAGACAUCAUCAAGGAAACGAUUUACAGGACCAGGCAAACGGACAGGAUGGAGAGUGCUCGUACCCUGGUGCUUUGUUUGCAGCAGCUGUUCGUUCAGCUGAAGCGGGAACAAGAGAGCGGCGGCAGGGCUCACUCGGGCGUCCAGACGUUCACCUGCAUUAAGGAGCUGGCCAGGCGCUUCGCCCUCACGUUCGGGGACCCUGCCAAGUUCCGCGAGUGUCUCGUCAUGAUCCACAGGAACGGCGUGGAGUUCGUGUUCCAAGAGUUCAGGCAGACUCCAGACAACGCGACACCUCCGUACCUCUCCUACCUGACCAUCCUUAGCGAGUUCUCCAACAAGCUGCUGAAGCCAGACAAGAAGACAGUGCUCUCCUACCUGCAGAAGCACACUGCUGAGCACGUAAUUGACCUCAGGGAGGAGUGCUGGCAGCCGCUCAUCUACUAUCGCGCGUCUUUAUUGGCUGUGGCAGAAACGGAGGACGCCGCGUCGUAUAUAAGCUCAGACAGGAGGCACUGCCUUCACAGUCGCUCUCCUGCCUCCAAACAGAAAGUGGAAGGAUUCAAGUCCUCUUGUCAAACUCGUCCAACAGAACAAGUCGGUAAAGUGAACAAACCCAGUAUCAGCCACAGUCCUCAGGCGAACGCAGGCGACACGGAUCCAUUCUCUGUUCCUCCGGAGCUUCGUGGAAAAAGCUUCAACAUGGCUUCAACUGGCCUCAGCACCUACAGCGAGUCAGAUGAUGGCAGUGUGGACGUUGAGCUAUGAGGAGUGGGAAGGGGUGGGGGGGGGAAUAUGACAAAAACUCUAUACCAAGUAUCAUUUAAAUAAUACCGUUGUUACCAAACGGUAUGUUUUGCCAUAUCCGAAAGCGUUUUUGUGCUUCCAGCAAUACUUGACACCUGAUGUAUCAGGUUGCAGUUGUGUCAAACAAAUAAGCUAUUUACUACUAAAUGGAUCCAGGGUUCCCACACAGUCUUUAAAAGUGAGAAAUGGAAGAAGUGUGAGAAAAUACCAAAAUCGAAUGGAAAAAUGUUUGGGUUUCUAGACCUGGUUCUGCUAGUUAUUUUAUUUAACUACACUUUUUGAAAAGCAUUGUUAUUGUGAUUCAUAUUUUGAAGAUAUAGUCUUAGAUUUGUCACAUCACAAACUGAGUUUAACAUUUUAACAAUCGAUUGUUUUAUUUUUUGCGUUCCUAAAUGUCCACUCAUGAACUAAACGGUUCAUGCUGGGUUUAAACAGUGAUGAUUCUCAACAAGAAGUGAUUAAGGCUACCUUCACACUGCAGGCCUUGAUGCUAAAUUCCGAUUUUAUUUGUGAAAUCAGAUUUUUUUGCGUGGUCGUUCACAUU